This is a messenger RNA of Anoplophora glabripennis (Asian longhorned beetle), 722 nucleotides long. RefSeq lists its product as uncharacterized. Bases 91 to 543 code for a protein of 150 amino acids. The record is from RefSeq and is a predicted model, not a curated record. Lineage: Eukaryota; Metazoa; Arthropoda; Insecta; Coleoptera; Cerambycidae. The transcript has 2 exons.
UUGUUAACACAGCUGUAAUCAUUCGAGCUACGCAACCUCAAAAAUAGAAGGUGACGACGGUUAAGUACGGGUAUAAAGUAAUAGUGAGAAAUGUUAAGUUACAAUAUGAUUCCUAUAGUUCAAGAUAAUAUGAAUGACAUUGGGUCAAGAGUAAAUAUUUUAACAAAUGUUUCCUCAAAUGCAUAUUACGGUUAUCAACCCCAAGUAUAUUUAGAAGAAAAAAACGCUGCCCAAACAAACCAAACUGCACGAAUGGAUAAUAAUACAAGCAAUAUGGAUAUUCAAUAUAACAAUAACAAUAAUUUAUGUUAUGAAGCAAUGCAAACGGAAAAUAUUCCGCGGCAAGUAAACAGGAAACGUCGUUGGGAUCACCGCGACGAAUUUGUUGAAUUCAAAAAAAGGCGGCAAACAGAUAAAUGUCCUCUCCAUUGUCCUUCAGACCAAGAAGUAUACUCUCCACCUGCCCAAAAGCCUGUAUAUUUACGAAAACCAACUCACAAUAUUCCUGAUCUACCUCGAUGUAUAAUGGGACAUUAUAUUUAAAUAAAAAAUAAUACUAAGUUUGUAACAUUACCUGUAUAUAUUAUUUUAAUUCUUGUAGAAUAAAAGUUUGUGUUUCUACAGAAAGUAAUGUGGAAAAGCGAAAAAAAAGUCAUAUAGAGGACCGGGAACAUCAGAGUUUGUUGGAAGACAUUCUAAGGGAAACACAUGGUGUUAGUAUU